Molecule: messenger RNA, 330 nt
Organism: Geodia barretti
Lineage: Eukaryota; Metazoa; Porifera; Demospongiae; Tetractinellida; Geodiidae
Source: the annotation of a GenBank genome assembly
AUGGUCCUGUUUCUCUUUGUGAUUAUGCUCCUGAACUUGGGUACACUCUCGGUGAAAGGGGCUAUUGGGGGGAAACUCAAGGGAUUCGCUAUUAUUUUAGGCAUCCUCCUUGCCGCCGAAGGCAUCUAUAUCGCAGUGAAUGCGCCCAACAACACCGCAGUGGCAUCGGCAGAGCCUGCGACCGGAGCGAUAACGACAACUACUUAUGACAUUGGUGAACUCCUGUUCACCAAGUACCUCCUACCGUUUGAGGUUACCUCGCUUAUUUUGUUGGCGGCGUUGAUUGGCGUUAUCGUCUUGGUAAAACGCGAUGCUCAAGAAGAAAACUAA